GCGGGACCCCGCGGGCAGCGCUAACCCCUGCGGCCGGGGGGGCACGGCGCCGGGGCUGGGCAUGGCUCUGAGAGCGGCUCCGGGACGCGCGUCUUCCUAGACGGAUUGAUUUUUCUCCGCCUCUAUUUACAUGGUGAUAAGAAGUGCUAAUCCCACUCUUGUCAGUCUGGACUGAUGAAUCUGAGGAGUAGAACAGAGCCCUGUGUUGUGUAAACGAACUGAUGGAUGAAGAUGAGAAGGACAGGGCAAAGAGGGCAUCACGCAACAAAUCUGAGAAGAAGAGGAGAGACCAGUUCAAUGUCCUCAUUAAAGAGCUUUGCACCAUGCUGCAGGGCCACGGGCACCCUCUCAAGAUGGACAAGUCCACAAUACUGCAGAGGACCAUCGACUUCCUGCAGAAGCAGAAAGAAAUCACAGCACAGACAGAAGCCUGUCAGAUUAGACAAGACUGGAAGCCUUCAUUUCUUAGCAACGAGGAGUUCACCCAGCUGAUGUUAGAGGCACUAGAUGGCUUCCUGCUUGCUCUAACAACUGAUGGGAUUAUUAUUUAUGUAUCUGAUAGCGUUUCAUCUCUGCUUGGACACUUACCGUCAGAUUUGGUGGACCAAAAUAUAUUAAACUUUCUGCCUGAGGGCGAGCAGAGCGAGGUGUACAAGCUCCUUUCUCCACACGUGCUCAUGACGGAUCCUGUUGCAGCUGAUUUCCUAAAUGUGGAAAAACAAAUAGAAUUUUGUUGCCAUUUAGCAAGAGGCAGCUUAGAUCCAAAUGAACCCCUGAUGUAUGAAUAUGUGAAAUUUGUAGUGGAUUUUAAAUAUUUUACUCAUGUGCCUACACCCUCCUGUAAUGGCUUUGAGUCAGCUAUUGCACGAGCUUUCAGGUCAGCCACAGAGGAGCAGAUUUGCCUGGUAGCGACUGUUCGUCUUGUCACGCCGCAGUUCCUAAAGGAGCUCUGCAACAUUGAAGAGCCGUGUGAAGAAUUUACUUCAAGGCAUAGUUUAGAAUGGAAGUUUUUAUUCUUGGACCACAGGGCUCCACCUAUUAUAGGAUAUUUACCCUUUGAGGUUCUGGGAACGUCAGGGUAUGAUUACUACCACGCAGAUGACCUGGAGCUUCUUGCUAGGUGCCAUGAACACUUGAUGCAGUUUGGAAAAGGAAAGUCCUGUUACUAUCGGUUCCUGACCAAGGGGCAGCAGUGGAUAUGGCUGCAGACACACUACUACAUCACCUACCACCAGUGGAACUCCAAGCCCGAGUUCAUCGUUUGCACUCACCUGGUGGUCAGUUAUGCAGAAGUUCGGGCUGAGAGGAGGCGAGAUCUUGGCCUGGAAGAAUCAUCAAUUGAACUGGCAUCCUCUUCUCUAAAGAGCCACAGCAGCUACCUGGACGUGGGGCAGUGCGGCAGCAGCCAGGACGCCAGCCGGGAGGGAGUGUCACUGUCAUCGCACAGCUCCCGCUGCUCCUCGCACACCACCCUCUCCAACUCCACCUCCACGUCGUCGGUGCGGCGCACAGACACCAGCACUCCCACGCGGGCUCCGGGGGACAAGGCAGCCCUGAGGCUGGCAGCAGCCGGCAGCGCUCAGCCAGUGUACCAUUUCCCUACCCAGCUGGGGAUGAUGCACCAGCUGAAAGAGCAGCUGGAGGAGAGGACUCGCAUACUGCAGGCUGACAUCAAAACACAGCAAGAGGAGCUCCAUGUCAUCAAGGAGCAGCUGCAGCUGGUGCAGGACUCCAACCUGCAGAUGCUGAUGCAGCAGCCGAUCCCCGUCGUCUUCAACACGGUGCAGCAGCCGAGCCCCCGAACGCCCAGGCAGACCACAGCCAAGAAAUCACAGCAGCCAGCCCCCAUGGGGACAAAGCACUACUGCAGCACCCACCUGCUGUCACCGCACCCAUUCCUCAGGGACCCCUGUGGCACAGUCCCCCAGGUACAGCAGCAGAAGCAGCAGCACCCAGUGAGAGGAAGCCAAGGGCAGCAAACGUGUGUGCCGGGGCAGGCGAGCAUUUCAGUGCCCUUCUACAGCAACCCCAUGGUGUUCUCCCAAACUCACCCCAUCGCCGUGGCUGCUCAGGUGCCCACGGACAGCAGUGAGAGGCAGCCCCCAGCUGACUACAGCCAGGACAGGAGCCUCAGGAUGCUGUUGGAUCAGUCCAUCCAGGCCGUGAUGCCCACAGCCAACAGCAACUGCCAGCCCGUGCAGAGCAGUGCCAGCAGGCAGCAAGGAAAGUUUGUUGCAGAGCAGCAGAGCCUGCCUCCCCCGGCACAGGGGCAGCCCGUCACCUGCAGCGCCGCCCGGCCGCCAGCGCCGCCGCCCAUCUUCUCCCCGUCUCUCAUGAUCCCACACCCCAGCUUCACAUCCCACCAGCCCAACACCCCAGUUCACCUGCACCAGUGGCCGCAGCAGCAGGUCCAGCAGCACCGCCUCUACCUUCAGAUGCAAGGUCCCGAGCUGGUGCCUGGGGCUCCGACGCAGCGCAUUUUCCAGCCGCCCCACGCUCCUCAGCAGAACCCCUUGAGCUACUUCCUCCACCCUCAGCAACAGGGCCACCACGCACAGGGCCAGCCCUGCAACCUGCCUGACCUGCCCGAGAUGCAGCUGCCCUGAAGGU
Molecule: messenger RNA, 2610 nt
Organism: Hirundo rustica (Barn swallow)
Lineage: Eukaryota; Metazoa; Chordata; Aves; Passeriformes; Hirundinidae
Gene: PASD1
Product: PAS domain containing repressor 1
Exons: 21
Coding region: 222-2606 (794 amino acids)
Biological process (GO): regulation of transcription by RNA polymerase II; circadian regulation of gene expression
Cellular component (GO): cytoplasm; CLOCK-BMAL transcription complex; nucleus
Molecular function (GO): DNA-binding transcription factor activity, RNA polymerase II-specific; RNA polymerase II cis-regulatory region sequence-specific DNA binding; protein dimerization activity
Source: RefSeq, a predicted model, not a curated record